UUGUGGCCUUUGCCCAUCCAGGUUUGGGAACCAGCACAUCGCAGGAAGCCAAGGAGUACUUCUCUGAUAUGCAGAGACACCGUAUCCCAUUCAAGUACUCUGGACCUGAAGAUGAUGAAGCUAUCACCCUUGCCUUUAGCAAGAAGAAGGUGGACGAGCGUAAAGUGUGGCUGACCAACUUCAUGGUCAACAGGCGUCAGCGCAGGGCUCACAACCUGCCAGAGGAGUACCUGUACAGUCAGUCCACCAAGUCCCUCUCGUACAACGACUUUGUCAACAAGGAGUUGGUACUUUUCUCCAACUCUGACAAUGAGAGGUCCAUCCCCUGCCUGGUGGACGGACUGAAACCAGGCCAGAGGAAGGUGCUGUUCUCUUGCUUCAAGAGGAAUGACAAGCGGGAGGUGAAGGUCGCCCAGUUGGCUGGCUCAGUGGCUGAGAUGUCAGCCUACCACCAUGGAGAGGUCUCUCUGAUGAUGACCAUUGUUGGUUUUGAAACAAUCGCCGGCAUAUGUGUUUCAUGUCAGUGGAGGUAUGCCGUAAAAGGUGGAAGGGACUCAGGGACAAAAUACCUGAAAGAAAAGAGGAGGGCGACGGAACAAAGAAGUGGCUCAGGAGCAGGGACAUUUAAAAAAAUGGAAAUACUCUGCGGUCCUGUCUUUCUUCGACCCCUUUAUUACCCCGAGGGAGACUAG
This is a messenger RNA of Cyclopterus lumpus (lumpfish), 692 nucleotides long. RefSeq names its product DNA topoisomerase 2-alpha-like. The transcript is spliced from 5 exons. The record is from RefSeq and is a predicted model, not a curated record. Gene Ontology annotation, cellular component: nucleus. Gene Ontology annotation, molecular function: DNA binding; ATP binding; DNA topoisomerase type II (double strand cut, ATP-hydrolyzing) activity. Gene Ontology annotation, biological process: DNA topological change; sister chromatid segregation; resolution of meiotic recombination intermediates. Lineage: Eukaryota; Metazoa; Chordata; Actinopteri; Perciformes; Cyclopteridae. The coding region runs from base 69 to 692 and encodes 207 amino acids.